CAACAAUGAAACAACAUGUUAUCAACAACAAAGAGAUCUCUUUCAUAUGAAGAUAUUAAUGAAACAAAUCCACUAAAGAAACACAAAGCCAAUACAGUGAUUAAUAUAACAAAUAUGAAUCAACAGAAAUCAUUACCAAAUAAAGAAUUCAUUUCUCUUUCGGAAAGAAUGAGGCCUACAUGCAUUGAUGAUUACAUAGGACAGGAAAACAUUAUUGGAUCUCACACAAUACUAAAACAAAUGCUAAUGAAAGGACAUAUUCCUAGCAUGAUACUUUGGGGUCCACCAGGAUGUGGAAAGACAUCUCUAGCUAAUGUUAUAUCAAAACUAAUUAAAGAAAUACAUGGAGAAAAAGUAUAUAUUACAAAUCUUUCUGCAACAUCCUCUGGUGUGAGUAAUAUCAGAAAUAUUGUUAACACAACAAAAACUAAAUCAAAAUUGAGCAAUCAAGCUAUUGUAUUUAUGGAUGAAAUACAUCGCUUUAAUAAAUUGCAACAAGAUAUUUUUUUACCACAUAUCGAGGCAGGCACAUUUACUCUAAUUGGUACAACUACAGAGAAUCCAUCUUAUAGUUUAAAUUCUGCUCUGCUAAGUAGAUGCCGUGUAUUUGUUUUAAAUAAGUUAACGGUAUCAAAUAUUGUAGAUAUUCUUUGUAAAGCCAUUUCAUCUAUUAACGGAGAGAUAUAUAGUUUUCCAGAAAAAACUUUAUUGACUAAUUUAAAGUAUAAUUUAAGCUGUAGUUCUAAACCAUGUUUCUCCAUUAAUCAGAUGGUAAUUGAUUGGCUAGCAGAGAUAUGUGAUGGAGAUGCACGUGUUGCAUUAAAUAGUUUAGAUCUGGCAGUUCAAAGUAAAGUGUCAAACGAACUAAGUCCUUCUCAUCUUGUUUCAAUAACUCUUGAAGAUGUUAAAAAAAGUCUUAAACAAGCACAUACAUUAUCCGAUAAACAUAAUAAUACUCAUCAUUUAUAUUCUGCUUUACACAAAUCAAUAAAAGCUGGCAAAGAAAACGCAUCUUUAUAUUGGUUAGCACGGAUUAUGGCAGUUAAAGAAGAUCCAGUGGACAUAGCAAGAAGAUUAGUAAGAAUAUCAAGUGAAGAUAUUGGUUUAGCAGACCCUGAUGCUUUAGGCAUAGCUGUUCAUACUAUGCAUGGAUGUCAAAUGAUCGGAAUGCCAGAAUGUGAUGUGAUUUUAACACAAUGUGUCAUAUAUUUAACUAGAGCACCAAAGUCUCAACUUGUGUAUAAUGCUUUAAAAUCUGUUAAAAAUAUAAUUAUAAACCAUAAAGGUCCACAACCUACAGUACCAGUACAUAUCAGAGAUAGUACAGGACAAGAAAAACAUUAUGCUAGUUCUGGUUGCCAAGAAGGAAAUUUAUUGCGUAAAGAGAAAGACGUUCAAACAUACCUACCAUUUAGCUUACAGCAUGUUGAUUUCUUCUCCGAAAGUUGAUAAAUUCUCUGUAUCGCCCAACAUACUUUCUUCUAAAAAACAAUUUUCAACUUGUUUUACCUACACAAAACAAGUUCUACUUCAUACACAUUGAAAUAAUUAAAAUAAAGUUAUGUAAGUCUAA
Molecule: messenger RNA, 1573 nt
Organism: Bombus pascuorum
Lineage: Eukaryota; Metazoa; Arthropoda; Insecta; Hymenoptera; Apidae
Product: ATPase WRNIP1-like
Exons: 4
Coding region: 16-1449 (477 amino acids)
Biological process (GO): regulation of DNA repair; DNA-templated DNA replication
Cellular component (GO): nucleus
Molecular function (GO): single-stranded DNA helicase activity; ATP binding; enzyme activator activity
Source: RefSeq, a predicted model, not a curated record